AGCAUCCAGAUCAAGUAAAUCAAAAACAAUGGCCGAUAUCAAAUCAAUACAUCCCAUUACUACUGAUAUUCCCAAAAGUUUUGUGCAGAAGAAAACAGAAGAUAUGGAACGCUACAUAAGUGAAGUGAUAAAAAAUAUUCCAGACAGAAUAGUUAUACGCUGCAUUUCCGAAUCUUUGAAGAAUAUUAAAGAUGGAUAUAAAAUUGGUAGGCAAACAAAUAAAGCAGCCAUAGAAGACUUAUUAAGACGCCAAAUAAUUGCGCCAAUAACAGAAUUCUUCGAGAUGAUUCGGGAUUAUGACACUACAAGCAAUAAAAAUGCUCUUGAAUGUUGUGGGCAUUUUUCGUUUGCAAGAAUAUCAAAACCAGAGCGUUCAUCUGAUAUAAGAUUGAGGAGUAAUGUUGAACUUAUCACUCCAGAUUUUUCAUUCAUUAAUACUACUCCUAGCACAUAUCGUGGAUAUAAUUUAAAUUUAGCAGAUGAUGAGAAUUCACAAGAACCUGAAGUUGAACUUGUUAUAGAUGUCGAAAGGCCCUUUGUCUUUCUAGAUACAAUCGGG
Molecule: messenger RNA, 559 nt
Organism: Hansenula anomala
Lineage: Eukaryota; Fungi; Ascomycota; Saccharomycetes; Phaffomycetales; Wickerhamomycetaceae
Exons: 1
Source: RefSeq, a predicted model, not a curated record